AUGACUUCUGCAUGUAACUCUUUCGCUCGUUGGGAACAUUUUAAAGCAACUUCACUGGAAUUUCUCUUCCGUCAUUUAAUAACCCAUAGUAGACAAUUCCAGAAUCUCCUCUGCCUAUUAUACACUUAA
Messenger RNA from Spirodela intermedia, 129 nucleotides. The record is from the annotation of a GenBank genome assembly. NCBI's taxonomy places the organism in Eukaryota, Viridiplantae, Streptophyta, Magnoliopsida, Alismatales, Araceae.